UUAUUAGAGAAGUGAAGAAACAAAAGAAUGGCUAUUCCGUAGAGCAGCUCCGAGGGCUGUUGGUUGGCUGCUUUCAGAAUUCUCUAUUUACCUUUAGGGUUUGACCAUAUGGCUAUAGUGAGUCUCAGUGUGGGUCUCUUUAAGACUAUUCUUUUUGGGUUUCUUACCUUUUGGAUCAAAAUAUGCAUGUCUUUCAUCAGAUUUGAGAAGUUUUGGGCCAUUUUUUCUGUGAAUGUUUUUUUCUGCCCCAUUCUAGUCCCCUCUGAUGUGUAUGAUUGUUCACUUGACCUUUAGACUGUGUUCAUUUUUCUUCAUUCUUUUUCUUCAUUCUUCAAAUUGUAUAAUCUUUCUUGUGUGCAGUGACUGAAGUUUUUGUUCUUCACAGUCAGCCAGUGACCUGACAAAGUUUCUUCCUUCCCAAAAGGUACUCCCAUCCCUUUGUAUCUUCUGAUAGAUGCUUUUGAGGGAAGCUUCUGUAGCCCAGGAAGGCUGAAUGCAAGGCAAGGUCUGCUUCAUUCCCUAAAGGAACCACUAGACCAACCAAAACCCUGAACCUGUGCUUUGGAGGACAGGGUCCCCACUGCCCACUCUGGCACCAGCCGGAUAUCCCAGGAGUGCAGGCUGCUGUCCUCCAGCUCUAGGGCAGCAGGAACAGGGGCUGAGGAACAGGGUUGGUAGCAGGCCCAUAAGGAUCUGAAAUGAUUCCAGAGUUUUGAAAUAGUUGAUUGCAGGUGCUCAGUAGUUUCUGUGGGAGCGUCUGACCCCCUAGACCUUCCCGCUCCACUAUUGUGCACAAUGUCAUUCCUCCCAGUGUUUUUGAUCAUACACAGAUGAUUCUUGUCUUAUUACAGCUAUUACAGUGGUAGCUGCAAAUGUGCUCUUCUUGUUCUCUCAUUUCUUCUAUUUCUGUUAUUGGCUAUUUCCAGUAAAAAAGAGGAACUGUUGCUUUCUUUACAGUAGAUUUAUGUUAGAAGUCGAUAUUGAUGCUGAGAAUAAAGUUUCCUAUUUUUGUAAUGAUAUAUAUAGAGAGAGCUCAUUUUAUAUACAUAGAAGUGUAUGUGGAUAAUCUCAUGUCUAUAAUUGUAUGGGUAUUUUGUAAUUAUAUGGAUACACAUAUAUAUUUGCUAUAGUCUUAGCAUGAAUAUAAUUAUGUAUGGAUAUAAAAGUCUUUACAUAUAUUGACAUACAAUAGGAACCUACAGCAUUAGCUGUAUAUGAUUAUUUAUCUUGGAAGCUAUAAAAGCCCACCCAGCUUGUAGAUGGUUAGAAACAUGUGUACAGUCCCAGACACAGUUGCCUGUUUAAUGGGGCAUGGUAACAUUUAUUCAGUACUUGCCAUCUAUUAGGCACAGGUCUCAGUACCUAACAUGUUAGCAUGCUUAGCAUUAGCUCUUUUAAUGCUCAUAAUGUCCUAAUUGGGUUGUUCAGAUCAGGAAACUGAGGUUCAGGGAGGUGAAGUAACGUGUCCAAGGCCACAGAGCUAGAAAGUGGCAGAACCCACAUUAAAACCAGAGACUUUGACAGCACAGUCUGGCAUUGAUAGGUACUGAGAUGUCUUUUUUUAGGAGAUCAUAGAAAGAUAGGUGUUCUAGGACAGUUUUAACAUUUGGUAUCUUUGUAGUUUUUAGUCUGAAAAUCUACUUUGUAGGGAAAGUAAGUAUUAUACUGAUUAACACUUAAAUGAGGUAUAAGCUUAUUUUUAUAUUUUUGGGACUGGAACAAUAAAAAAGCUUCUUAAACCUUAUUUGAUUUUUUUUAAAAAAAGGGAUAGCCUUUCAAACUUGAUUGUUGAGAUAUUUCAGGCCCGUGCCUGCAAAACGAAUAAAUAGCAAAAAUUUUGAAAAAUUAGCAAAAACCAUGAAAACAGUUAAAGCAGAAGUUAAUCCUAAUAGCUCAGAACUGCCGGAGUGUGAAGCUUGAUUCCCGCUGGCAAGGCCAUUUGAAGUAGCACUGAGGUCCGCUCAGCUGGAAGGUAGGCGCCAGCUUCAGUGUUUUAUUGGGGUUAUAACAUCUUUCCAGAUAAAAAAGGAGCACCCUCAAAGGGCUGCCUCAGCCCUGUUCUUUCUGGGUGAGCGGGAUUUACAGAGAGCCUUGUUGGGAAUGGCUUCUUGUUACAGACACUCUGGGUCCCUAGGUGAUCGGCACACCUAGGCUGCCUCCGAGUGGUCAUGAGUCCCUUCUCUGCCCUUAAUGCCCAGUGGAUUCUGGGGGGCAUAGCUUAAAUUCCCUUGUCACUGUGCAUAAAUUAACUAAAUUAAAUGCAAACCAACACCUUGCUCCUCUGGCCUCCAGAGGGCUGCACGGUCCUGCAGAGCGAUGGCCACAUCAUCUGUCUUUGGGACAGUGUCCAGUUUGCUGGGGGACAGGCUUUUCGCCUCUGGAUGAAAACAGGAUUUUCUUUCACUUGCUGGCAAAGUUUAUGUUUGUAUCUUAAAUUAAGCUUUAUAGCAUUAGGAUUAUUGAGAGCCUACUCAUUCCAGUUUCCAAAAAUGAAACUAAGAGAAACUGUGUUGUUUUUUAUCAAUUUUGUAGUCAGCUGCUGAAUGCUGACCAGGUUUUCCAGUGAUUUUGAUGUGCAAACAUUUUAUGCACAUGUGGAAUACUGAGUAUUAAUAAUUCAGUUUGCAUGAAGAAGAAACUGAAGAGGCCUCUGAACUGCUCAGCUUGCUAUGGGAUGGAUGAAGAAGAGAACCACUAUGUCUCGCAGCUCAGGGAAGUCUAUAGCAGCUGUGACACCACAGGGACCGGCUUUCUGGACCGCCAGGAGCUGACCCAGCUCUGCCUUAAGCUUCACCUGGAGCAGCAGCUGCCUGUCCUACUGCAGACGCUUCUCGGAAACGACCAUUUCGCCAGGGUUAACUUUGAGGAAUUUAAGGAAGGUUUUGUGGCUGUGUUGUCAUCAAAUGCUGGUGUUCGCCCCUCAGAUGAAGACAGUAGUUCUUUGGAAUCAGCUGCCUCCAGUGCCAUCCCUCCAAAGUAUGUGAAUGGAUCUAAGUGGUAUGGCCGUCGGAGCCGGCCCGAGCUAUGUGACACUGCCACAGAAGCCAGACACGUGCCCGAGCAGCAAACCCAGGCCAGCCUGAAAAGUCAGCUCUGGCGCUCAGCAUCUCUGGAGAGCGUGGAGAGUCUCAAGUCAGAUGAAGAGGCCGAGAGCACUAAAGAAGCUCAGAAUGAAUUAUUCGAAGCACAAGGACAGAUGCAGACCUGGGAUACCGAGGACUUUGGGAGCCCUCAGAAGUCCUGCAGCCCCUCCUUUGACACCCCAGAGAGCCAAAUCCGGGGCAUGUGGGAAGAGCUGGGGGUGGGCAGCCGCGGGCACCUGAGCGAGCAGGAGCUGGCUGUGGUCUGCCAGAGCGUCGGGCUCCGGGGACUCGAGAAAGAGGAACUUGAAGACCUGUUUAACAAACUGGAUCAAGACGGAGACGGCAAAGUGAGUCUUGAGGAAUUCCAGCUUGGCCUCUUCAGUCACGAGCCCGCGCUACUUCUGGAGUGUUCCACUCAAGUUAAACUGAGCAAGCCUUGGUCUCAUUACCAGGAAAACAGUCGCCUACAGAAGGAGAUUGUGGAAGUGGCAGAAAAGCUUUCAGAUUCAGAGAGGCUGGCCCUGAAGCUGCAGAAGGACCUGGAGUUUGUGCUGAAGGACAAGCUGGAGCCACAGAGUGCAGAGCUCCUGGCCCAGGAGGAGCGGUUCGCAGCAGUCCUGAAGGAAUACGAGCUCAAGUGCCGGGACCUGCAGGACCGCAACGAUGAGCUGCAAGCUGAGCUGGAAGGCCUGUGGGCACGGCUGCCCAAGAACCAGCACAGCCCCUCAUGGAGCCCGGGUGGGUGCACACGGCAGCUCUCUGGACUUGGCCCAGCAGGCAUUUCAUUCCUGGGUAAUUCUGUUCCAGUGAGUAUAGAAACGGAGCUGAUGAUGGAGCAGGUGAAGGAGCAUUACCAAGACCUCGGGACCCAGCUGGAGACCAAGGUAAAUCACUACGAAAGGGAAAUUGCGGCACUGAAAAGGAACUUUGAGAAGGAGAGGAAGGACAUGGAGCAGGCUCGCAGGCGUGAGGUCAGCGUGCUGGAGGGUCAGAAGGCUGACCUGGAGGAGCUCCACAAGAAGUCUCAGGAGGUCAUCUGGGGCCUGCAGGAGCAGCUGCAGGACACAGCCCACGACCCCGAGCCUGAGCGGAUGGGCCUGGCGCCCUGCUGCACCCAGGCACUGUGUGGCCUGGCCCUGCGGCAUCAGAGCCACCUGCGGCAGAUCAGGAGAGAGGCCCAGGCGGAGCUGGGCGGAGAGCUGUUGGGGCUGAGAGCCCUGCCCGCUCGCAGAGACCUGACCUUGGAGCUGCAGGAGCCGCUGCAGGGACCCCUGCCACGCGGGAGCCGGAGGUCGGAGCAGCUGAACUUGGAGAGUGCACUGAACUUGGAGUGUGCGAGCGAGAAGGGCGCCCAGAUGUGCGCAUCGUUGGCCCUCAAGGAGGAGUUGGAGCUUGCCGGUGGGAAGCGAGUGGACGGGCUCUCCCGGGAAGCAGAGAUGCUGGGGGCCCUGCCAAAAGAAGGGCUGGUGGCAGGAAGUGGCCGGGAGGGCGCACGUGGCCUCCUGCCACUGAGCCCGGGCUAUGGGGAGCGGCCACUGGCCUGGCUGACCCCAGGCGAUGGCGGAGAGUCAGAGGAGGCGGCAGGAGCCGGGUCUCGCUGCAAGCAAGCCCAGGACACAGAAGCCACGAAGAGCCCGGCCCCCGCCCCUGCCCCGGCAUCCCACGGGCCUUCAGAGAGGUGGUCACACGUACAGCCCUGUGGGGUGGAUGGGGGGACUGUCCCAGAGGAGCCAGAGCUUUUCGGUGUGCCUGUGGGGCUGGAGCAGCCUGGACCCCGGGAGCUGCCUCUGCUGGGAACAGAGGGGGACGCCUCGCAAACCCAGCCACGGAUGUGGGAGUCACCCCUGAGCCCGGCCGCUUCGUGCAGGGGACAGGCUGAGAAGCCACAGGCCAUUCAGGAAGAGCGAGCGCGAAGCUGGAGCAGGGGCACCCAGGGGCAGGCCUCGGAGGAGCAGGCCCGGGCCGAGGGCGCCCUGGAGUCUGCGUGCCAGGAGCACGGCGUGGAGGUCGCCAGGAGAGGGUCCUUGCCAUCCCACCUCCAGCUCGCGGACCCACGGGCUUCCAGGCAGGAGCAGCUUGCCGCCCCGGAAGAGGGAGAGACCAAAACAGCGCUGGAGAGAGAGAAGGAUGACAUGAAAACCAAACUUCUACAUCUGGAAGACGUCGUCCGGGCUCUGGAGAAACAUGUAGAUUUGAGAGAGAAUGACAGACUGGAGUUCCAUAGACUUUCCGAAGAAAACGCUUUGUUGAAAAACGACCUGGGAAGGGUUCGGCAAGAGCUUGAAGCUGCAGAAAGCACUCACAAUGCACAGAGGAAGGAAAUUGAGGUUUUAAAGAAAGACAAGGAAAAGGCCUGCUCUGAGAUGGAGGUGCUCACCAGACAGAAUCAGAACUACAAGGAUCAAUUAUCCCAGCUCAAUGACAGGGUUCUUCAACUGGGACAGGAGGCUUCUACCCACCAGGCCCAAAGUGAGGAGCAUCGUGUGACCAUUCAGCUGUUAACACAGAGCCUGGAGGAGGUGGCAUGCAGUGGGCAGCAGCAGAGUGACCAAAUCCAAAAACUUAAAGUUGAACUUGAAUGCCUGAAUCAGGAAUAUCAGAGCCUGCAACUGUCACAGUCAGAGCUGACCCAGACCCUUGAAGAAAGUCAAGGCCAGGUGCAAGGAGCUCACCUGAGGCUGAGGCAGGCCCAGGCCCAGCACUCGCAGGAGGUCCGGCAGCUGCAGGAACAGAUGAGCCGGCUGGUGCCCCGAGACCGUGUGGCUGAGCUGCAGCGCCUGCUCAGCCUUCAGGGAGAGCAGGCUGGGAGGCGCCUGGAUGCACAGCGGGAAGAACAUGAGAAACAGCUGAAAGCCACAGAAGAGCGGGUCGAAGAGGCGGAGAUGAUUCUGAAGAAUAUGGAAAUGCUCCUCCAAGAGAAAGUGGAUGAGCUGAAGGAGCAGUUUGAAAAGAACACGAAGUCCGACCUGCUGCUGAAGGAGCUGUACGUGGAGAAUGCCCACCUGGUGAGAGCACUUCAGGCCACCGAGGAGAAGCAGCGAGGCGCCGAGAAACAAAGCCGCAUCUUGGAAGAAAAAGUUCGCGCUCUCAACAAACUCGUCAGUAGGAUUGCCCCCGCAGCCCUCUCUGUGUAAAGACGGAUUGUUUUCCAGGAUUCAUUCGAAAGCACAUCUUUUAAAUUAAGCCACUGUGAUGCCUUAGUUUUCCAUGGGUCAUGAGCCAUGAGUCCUGGGACAUCUGAGGAUUGGGAUUCUUUGUUCACCCCCCAGACAGUUAAUGCCCUGCCCUGGGCAAGAUCGGGGUCGGGGGCUGGGGGAAUAUGCAUGUUGAAAAAGCCUGCGUUUUUAUUAGCGGUCCUGAGUAAUUUUCCUUGGCAAAAUUCCCCGUUUUGCCACUUGUUGGAGGCAGAUUCUGGGAGCUGUCAGCAAGGAGCAGCUAAGUGAGCAGUUAAGGACAACACUUUCCAUGUGGCACUUCUGAGCCGGCUGUCAGAUUGAAAUGUAAAAUCAGGGCUCUGUACAGUUUUGCCAUUUCACUGUUCUGCUUUGAGCUUAGGUUAUUAGAACGCUUGGUGGCGGGUGUGUACACACAUUCCAGAAAGGCUUCACUCGCUGGGAACGUCAACCCAGCAAGAAAAGAGGGGAAGCCCCUUCUCCAGGGACCUUAUCUGUGGACUCAGGGAUGAUGGUGUUUAUUGCAAAUGCACAAUCUUUUUCCCAUUGAAAUGUCAUCACACUGGAAAUUGUACUAUAUGUAAAAAAAAAAAAAGUAUAGUUUUAUAUUUGAAAUGUAUACAAAUUAUGGCCAUAUGGCUGACUGGAAUGUACUGCUGUAAUAUAAAAAGUCACUGUAUUUGCAAUAAAUUCUUUCCUAUUAAAAUUGA
Molecule: messenger RNA, 6966 nt
Organism: Cercocebus atys (sooty mangabey)
Lineage: Eukaryota; Metazoa; Chordata; Mammalia; Primates; Cercopithecidae
Gene: NINL
Product: ninein-like
Exons: 20
Coding region: 2627-6217 (1196 amino acids)
Biological process (GO): microtubule anchoring at centrosome
Cellular component (GO): centrosome
Molecular function (GO): calcium ion binding
Source: RefSeq, a predicted model, not a curated record